AUGAACGGUUGCGUCAUCAAAGGCACGCCAAUUGCAGUGGACUUCUGGAGGCCGACCAAAGCACCGGAGGCUCGGCUCUUUUUCCUAACUCACCUGCACAGAGAUCACACACUGGGUCUCUCUUCAACAUGGCGGCUUCCAAUCUACACCUCCCCAAUCAAUGCCCUGCUUUUACUGCACAAAUUCGAGUUACCAGCCUCCUGCCCCAAUCCCACCACUUUACCUAGCUCCAGCUUCAGCUACCAGCCUGCAUUCCCCAGCCCCAUCUUAACCUCAAUACCAAAGAGUAUAAUUCGAGAAUUAGAGGUGGGAGAAACGUACUUGUUGCCUCUUGAUCCUGAAGGAGACUACACUAUGAGUGUUACACCCAUUGAUGCAAAUCAUGUACCAGGAGCUGUCAUGUUUCUAUUCCAGGGUUACUUUGGCAAUAUUCUGUAUAGUGGUGACAUGCGUUGGUAUCCAGAACUUGUAGAACAUCCGGUACUGAAGCGUUUGAUAGAAGCAAGAGAACUGGAUGUGCUGUACUUGGACAAUACAUUCUCAGCACCCUUUUGCAAAUUCCCAUCCAGGGAGGAAGCCAAAAAGCAGCUCUUUGAUAUUAUUGAGUAUGUGUCAAAAAUUCAUUGGUGUAACCUGCAAAGCUCAAGGGUUGCAAGGCUCGUCUGA
Messenger RNA from Penaeus monodon (black tiger shrimp), 666 nucleotides. RefSeq names its product 5' exonuclease Apollo-like. Lineage: Eukaryota; Metazoa; Arthropoda; Malacostraca; Decapoda; Penaeidae. Bases 1 to 666 code for a protein of 221 amino acids. The transcript has 6 exons. Gene Ontology annotation, molecular function: 5'-3' DNA exonuclease activity; damaged DNA binding. Gene Ontology annotation, biological process: interstrand cross-link repair; double-strand break repair via nonhomologous end joining; protection from non-homologous end joining at telomere. The record is from RefSeq and is a predicted model, not a curated record.